This is a messenger RNA of Cottoperca gobio, 1048 nucleotides long. RefSeq names its product ras-related protein Rab-39B-like. Gene Ontology annotation, molecular function: GTPase activity; GTP binding. Lineage: Eukaryota; Metazoa; Chordata; Actinopteri; Perciformes; Bovichtidae. Gene Ontology annotation, biological process: Rab protein signal transduction. Bases 14 to 793 code for a protein of 259 amino acids. The record is from RefSeq and is a predicted model, not a curated record. The transcript has 2 exons.
GGUAGAGCAUCACAUGAUAGCUGCAGCUCUGUGCGCCGCGUCUCUUCCUGAGCAGCAGCAGCUUCAUGUAAACACGGCGCGCGCAGGGCUUUGUUUCACACGCACUCCGCUGGUAUCCCCUUGUUAUAGUCAUGCCAUGGAUAUUUUGUGGCAAUACCAAUUCAGGAUCAUUUUACUCGGGGAUUCCACAGUGGGGAAGUCGUCGCUGCUGAAACGCUUCACGGACGGGAUCUACAGUGAGGUGGCGGAUCCGACGGUCGGGGUGGAUUUUUAUGCCCGAUCGCUUGAUAUCGAGCCCGGGGUGAAAAUCAAGCUGCAGCUCUGGGACACUGCUGGACAGGAGCGAUUCAGGUCCAUCACCACAUCAUACUACCGUAACUCCGUGGGCGGGCUACUGGUGUUCGAUCUCAGCAACCGCAAGACCUUUGACCACGUGAGGGAGUGGCACAAGGAGGUGAGCGAGCACAUUCUGCCCCACCACAUGGUCUACAUCCUCAUCGGCCACAAGAGCGACCUCAACAAGGACCGCAAGGUGAGCCGGGACGAGGCCGACCAGCUGGCGGCCGAGAUGGGCAUCCGCUACGUGGAGACGUCGGCCAAGUGCAACAGCAACGUGGACCGGGCCUUCGAGCUGCUGACCAGAGACAUCUACGAGCUGAUGAAGAUGGGGGAGAUCGUCACCCGCGACGGCUGGGACGGGGUGAAGAGCGGCCUCACCGCCAAGGUCCUCUACCCGGCCGACGACGAUGAGGGACUACCUACCGCGGUCGCCGAAAAGGGCUGCCACUGCUGACUGUGAACUGUGUCCAAACACUGCCCCCGUCACACCAAGAGCUCACCUCGUCUCACAGCCGUCCAUCGAAACCAAGUCACUCAGGCUCAGCACCCUGUGAUAUCACCAUCACUUCCUCACCUCGUGCUCCGUGCCCUCUCAGCGUGUGGGUUCUUCUGACAGCUGGGGUUUCUAACGUGGGGCCAUUGUACAUCCCAAUGUGUAUCUUAUAGGCAAGUUGUAUCUCUAAAGCCGUGUGGCGUCGCGUGAGCGGAG